AUGUCCCAAGUUGCCCGAGUAAAGAAGAUGUUUGAUGACAUCUCCUCCUUUUCCGAGGAGGACCUCAGCGAUGAUAAGGCCAUGCAGGACAAGGUAAAUGUGCUGCCCCAGACGUACUCAGCGCAGCACGUUGACCCUGCACUGCGUGGUGUCACUACGUUCGCAACAACUUCUGCUCAUGAGGUUCACAGUGAUGGUGACACAAACGCCUUUGCGCUCAAGCUAGCGUCUGGAUUCCAGCACCUGGCGGAGCCGGAGAGUGCUGGCGGAGAUGCAGAACAGGUCACUAUGGUAGCACGCGUGUCCAUCUCACUGACUCCGAAGCAAUCUCCCCGAGUUGCACCGUCAACGCCGCCACCGGCGCAGGCUCUAGUGCAAGUGAAAUCCCCCUCGGCAAUCAUGCGAGCGCACCAGCAGCCCGCAUCCACUCAGCCCGGCACCUCGUCGCCGAAGAGGUCUGCGCUUGGUAACGACUCUGCGUACAGUACGCCGACAGCUCUAUCGCAUCGACAGGAAUGGCGAGAGGAGGUCGAGGACGUCAUAGGUCCUCGCAAAGCUGAUGCCGGUAAGGCGAGCUUCCGGAAGGAUCGUCGCUACUCUUCCCCAGACGUAUAUAACUCGCAUGGGAAAAAAGGCAGCGGCGGUACUGCUGUCAUGGGUGCUGAAGGUACUCCUUCUGCGCAGUACCGUGAGAAGAAGAGAAGAGAGGUGGUGCCUCUCAGCACCAUGGAAAACCGCGGAGAGCGCUACAGCACCCAGUAUCGCUCUGACGAUUCCGAGAACUACGAGAUGCAGGAACAGUACACACCCGUGUCGAUGAAUCAGGCAACGGCGGCGCAGAUAGGCUACCGACGCCCGGAAUAUACGGCUCACUGUGGCGCACACGCCGGCCUUCGGCAGGUCCCAAACAGCGACGACAACGCAGAUGAUGACUUCCCCUGCACCUAUUACAUCUUCCCCCGCCUCAACCCAGCCUUCGCUGACUAUCAGGGCAGCCGCACUACCGGGGCCGCGGUCAAGAGGGGUGAGAUGAUGCCGCCAAACGUGGUGGAGAGGUACUUUGCGUACCUUAUGGUGACCGAUAUUCACAUCGCUGUCUACCUCGUCGUGCUCUUCUUGUCAGUCGUGCUGGUGGUUGUGUCGAUCCUCACAUCGCAGCUCGACAUCGUGAACAACGCUUGCUUAACGUACUGGGGCUACAAAAACAACUGCGAUAGCUCCUCCUAUACCAUCACGCGACGGCUUUACCCCUGUGCCGGUAUCCGUCACCACCUCGGCGCUGGCGCUGCCUUCUCCAUUAUCACGCUUGUUGUGUACCUGGUGAAUUUCAUAGCUGUCAUCAUCGUAGUCUUUUGUCUGAAGGAGUCGCCACAUACCAUCUCGCUCAAGUCUCGCAUGGUCGUCAGUGCCCUCGGGUGUGUCACAGUCGUCGCACAGCUGAUCUCCUGGGCGGUGGUGGCAAGAAUCUACAACGCUAACUACUGCCCCGUAGGGGAGCUUGCAUACGGAGUCGGCUUUGGGCUCAACCUCUCGUCAUGGGUGAUGAAUAUUAUCGGCGUCACACUCGUCCUCGCCGCUCCCACCAUUACCGUGGACUAUCAUCUGUAA
Messenger RNA from Leishmania braziliensis MHOM/BR/75/M2904, 1608 nucleotides. RefSeq names its product amastin-like protein. The record is from RefSeq and is a predicted model, not a curated record. The transcript has a single exon. Lineage: Eukaryota; Euglenozoa; Kinetoplastea; Trypanosomatida; Trypanosomatidae. Bases 1 to 1608 code for a protein of 535 amino acids.